AUAUAAAAUCCCUUCUGAUUAUUUUUUUUAAAAAAAAAUUCCAAAUUUCCCCUCUUUCUGCCGUUACAGUUUGAAUCCAGCUCAUUCAAGCAACUCUCCACUUGUUCGGGUUCGAUGGGCAUGAAAUCUCCGGCGAGAUUCGCUCUCGGACGUCAAUCCUCGCUCGCCCCGGAUCGCGACGGAGGAACCACCGGCGCCAGGUCGGCGACGGAGGCAGAUGGCGACGAGGAGUCUCCGGCGGCGGAUCCGAGGGUUCGUCUGAUGUACUUGGCCAACGAAGGCGACAUCGAUGGGAUCAAUACGAUGCUCGAGUCCGGGACCAAUGUCAAUUUCAGGGACAUCGACGGUCGUACGGCUCUUCACGUCGCCGCUUGUCAGGGACGGCCCGACGUUGUUCAGCUGCUACUCAGCCGUGGCGCCGAGGUCGAUCCGAUGGACCGGUGGGGCAGUACGCCUCUUGCAGAUGCAGUGUAUUACCAAAACCAUGACGUGAUAAAACUUUUGGAGGAACAUGGUGCAAAGCCUCCGGUUGCUCCCAUGCAUGUCCAAAAUGCUCGAGAAGUCCCAGAGUACGAGAUUGAUGCAAAGGAGCUUGAUUUUUCAAACAGUGUGAAAAUCGCAAAGGGUACCUUUCGUAUGGCAUCAUGGCGUGGAAUUAAGGUGGCUGUUAAAACAUUCGGGGAAGAACUGUUCACAGAUGAAGACAAAGUGAACGCAUUUAGGGAUGAACUUGCACUGCUUCAAAAGAUACGUCAUCCCAACGUUGUCCAGUUUCUUGGUGCAGUUACUCAGAGUAGUCCCAUGAUGAUUGUCACCGAGUAUUUAUCUAAGGGAGACCUACGGGAAUAUCUUGACAGCAAGCGGGUUCUAAAGCCCGAACAAGCCGUGAAGUUUGCACUUGAUAUUGCCAGGGGGAUGAAUUACUUGCAUGAGCAUAAACCUGAAGCAAUAAUCCACCGUGAUCUAGAGCCCUCAAAUAUACUGCGGGGUGAUUCGGGCCACCUGAAAGUUGCAGACUUUGGAGUGAGCAAGAUGCUGGCAGUUAAGAAUACAGUCAAAGAAGACAGGCCGGUCACACCACAGGAUACAUCUUGGCGGUACAUGGCUCCCGAAGUGUAUAGGAAUGAAGAAUAUGAUACUAAAGUAGAUGUAUUUUCUUUUGCAUUGAUCUUGCAAGAGAUGAUUGAAGGAUGUGUGCCGUUUCCCAUGAAGCAAGAGAGCGAAGUUCCCAAAGCAUAUGUUGCAGAUGAGCGCCCUCCAUUCAACGCUCCAGCAAAAUGCUAUCCGCUCGAGUUGAAAAAGUUAAUCGAGGACUGUUGGGACAAAGAACCUUCUAGAAGACCGACGUUUCGAAGAAUUAUAGCCAAGUUGGAGGUCAUAGGUCAUCAUCUUGAGCGGAAGAGGCGGUGGAAGUUCUGUCCGUGUAUGUGAGGGACAAUGAGAUUUCGAUUUUUUUCUCUCGAACUGAUCAUGGAACAUUUCGGCCAGGACACAGGCCAUGUUAAGGAUAUACCAUCCGAGAUUCGGAGACUUGUUGAAGAGAGAUAACGUGAAUCCAAGCAGCCGUUCAUCUCGCUCCUUCAACAGGUGAGUUAUUACAACAAAACCAAAGAAGAAAAAAACAUUUAAAAAAAAACUGUUUUGUGUUAAGAGUGUCUCUGGUUUGUAACAUGAAAAAGGAUUUUUUUUUUUUGAUAAAUGAAAAAGGAUUUUGAUUUUCUUGCUAAUGGUUUUUGUCCCAAAGGCGAAAACACACCAUGACUGUUUUUUUUUUUUUCAUCUUUGGUCUUUUGUAACAUAGUAACAUGUCAUGUUUUUUUGCU
This is a messenger RNA of Tarenaya hassleriana, 1823 nucleotides long. RefSeq names its product serine/threonine-protein kinase HT1. Lineage: Eukaryota; Viridiplantae; Streptophyta; Magnoliopsida; Brassicales; Cleomaceae. The record is from RefSeq and is a predicted model, not a curated record. The transcript has 11 exons. The coding region runs from base 115 to 1431 and encodes 438 amino acids. Gene Ontology annotation, biological process: protein phosphorylation. Gene Ontology annotation, molecular function: protein kinase activity; ATP binding; protein binding.